Molecule: messenger RNA, 2380 nt
Organism: Pezoporus occidentalis (night parrot)
Lineage: Eukaryota; Metazoa; Chordata; Aves; Psittaciformes; Psittacidae
Gene: OLIG3
Product: oligodendrocyte transcription factor 3
Exons: 2
Coding region: 962-1735 (257 amino acids)
Biological process (GO): axon development; positive regulation of transcription by RNA polymerase II; sensory organ development
Cellular component (GO): nucleus
Molecular function (GO): E-box binding; protein dimerization activity; DNA-binding transcription factor activity, RNA polymerase II-specific
Source: RefSeq, a predicted model, not a curated record
AUUUUCUUUUCUUCUCACCGCAGGAAUCGCUAACAGUGCUGAAACCAGAAGGCUUUAAUUUUGCUCAGCAGAUUAAGCACAGUUAUACUCAGCCGGAUGAAAAUGUUCCUCUUUUCCUGGCCCCUCGCUCUCUUCGGGGCUGGAGACUCUAUGGAGGAGAGAGGUUCUGCCAAGGAGGUUUCUUCCUGGCCCUAUGUGCCUGCUGGCAGGUAGAAACUCACCCCGACACCAGCCGGGACGGGGCGGGAACAGCCGGGCGCUGGCGCUCCCCGACCCGGUCCUGGCAGCCCCGCACUCAUCGCAUAGACACCACCGGGGGCUGUGAAGAUCCACACGGUGUAAGACCCGGAUACGGGUCCGGCUGAGGCCGGCUGCGGGGGAUCCUCACCCCCCACCCCAGCAGACCCCGCAGCUGCCGCGCCGGCUCCUCCCGCCCCCUGGGCAGGGGCAGCGCUGGCGAACCCUCAGCGCGGCCGAUAGCUGGGGCGGUGACACCUGCCCCCGGUGCCCCGCCAGCCCUGUCCGGCUGAGCUCCGACCAGCGCAGCCCCACGCACCCCUCCCUUGCCCACUCCACCGCCGACAGGAGAAGGUCCCGCCCAGGCUGCAGCCGCUGCCCGCGGACGGUUACUUACUGGCGCGAACGCCUAGGACUUGUUUUGCAGCACUGUCCCCCCUUCCCGACUGCGUCCGGCCCGGUCCGACUUUGAACGCAGCCUCCCCGGCCCACCGACGGCUGCUCCUUCCUCCCCGGAGCGCCGCCCUCCCGCCGGAGCCCCUGGGGCUGCUGCCCCUCCGCCGCCCAGAACACCGGCUUGCACGCCGGCUGUCCCUGUUUGUUUAAAGGCAGUCUGCCCCGGGAGGAGGCUGGUUUCCCAGGGCGCGUUUUCUUGCGGAGGCCGCCCAAGCGAUCGCUCCUUUAAACAAAGCGGCGGUGGCCCAGCAGAGCUUCCUCGCCAGACAUGGAUGAGAUGUACCUGAGAGACCACCACCACCACCACCACCAUCACCACCACCAGGACAGCCGCCUCAACUCCGUCUCCUCCACCCAGAACGACCUGGUGCAGAAGAUGUCCGGGGAAGGCCUCUCCAGGAACGGCUCCAAGGCAGGAGGGGAAGGCAGCAAGUACAAAAUCAAGAAACAGCUCUCGGAGCAGGACCUGCAGCAGCUGCGGCUGAAGAUCAACGGCCGGGAGCGUAAGAGGAUGCACGACCUCAACCUCGCCAUGGACGGGCUGCGGGAGGUGAUGCCCUACGCGCACGGCCCUUCUGUGAGAAAACUCUCCAAAAUCGCCACCCUCCUGCUAGCCAGAAACUAUAUCCUGAUGCUCACCAGCUCCCUGGAGGAGAUGAAGAGGCUGGUGGGGGAAAUCUACGGGGGGCACCACUCGGCCUUCCACUGUGGCACGGUGGGACACUCCGCCGGGCACCCACCCCACGCCGCUGGCCCGGUGCACCAGGUGCACCCCAUACUCGGCAGUGCCUUGUCCUCCGCCAACACCUCCUCCUCCCUCUCCGCCUCCCUGCCGGCCAUCGGCACCAUCCGGCCCCCCCACUCCUUGCUCAAGACCCCCUCGACCCCCCCCGCCCUUCAGCUCGGCAGCGGCUUCCAGCAUUGGGCGGGCUUGCCGUGCCCCUGCACCAUCUGCCAGAUGCCCCCCCCGCCCCACCUCUCUGCCCUCACCGCCUCCAACAUGGCCAGGAUCUCGGGGGAGACCAAGGACCUCCUGAAGUGACUCGGCGGGGAUCCUCCGGCCACCGGGGCUGCGCUCGAGCCGGGGCUUCCACGGGCAAAGGGGGGGGGGAGGGGGGGGGCCUGAGGACGGAACUGGCCCCGCUGCCCCUCUGCCCUGUCCCCCCCCCCGGUAACACGGGAUUAGUGUAGUAAGGACCCUGCAAAGGUAAUGUUUUAGCCGGCUCCUCGGGCGGUGUUUUCUUAUUAUACUAAACCGGAAAGAAACAAAACAAAAAGUCCCUGUUGUAAAAAGAAUAAUAAUAAUAUUAAUAUUAAUAAUAAUGAUGAUGCCGCUGAUGGUGAUCAAAUGUAAAUAAUUCCUUAAAAUGGAUGCAAAAGGGAAAAAAAAAAAAAGGCAUGGUUGUCACUGUAGCGUUCGCAGCUACUGAGAGACGAUGGGAUCGGUCUGGGUCUUCUUCUUUUUGCUGGCUUGUCCUUUCUUUCUUGUGGAAGCUCCCGCUCCCAGCCCGGCUGCGGCGGUGCGGCCCGAGGGGGUGGCCCAGCCAGGGCUUCGCACCGCAGCUUCCCACCCGCGGGGGCUGCCCUGGCAACAGGGACUUCCGAGUGAAUCCACUCAAGUUUUGUGGGUGUGGGGGUUGUGCUGUUUUUUUUUUUUUUUUAAUUUCUUUUCUCUUUCUUUUUCUCU